UCUGCAAACCUAACCAUCCCCUCACCGCUCAAUCUCACCACGGCCGGCGAGGACACCGCAUCUCGAUCUACUCACCGCAUCUCCGGCGAGGACACCGUCUCAUCGUCGAUUCACUGCCCCACAACCUCAUCCGCCGUCUCCACCGCCACAGGGUCGCCGACGCUGCUUCGAGCCGCCGCCGCUGCUUCGAACCACCGCUCCAGCCCCUGCUUCGUUUAAUCAUUUCAUCAUCUCAGGGGAUUGGUAAUCAUUUUACAUGGUCUGAAUGAGCACAGGUUUCUGAUGCGGAUCAUAUUAUGCGGUUCAUAUCUGGCCUCUGUAUGGCCAUUCCCUUUUUCAAGAGGGGAGCAUCAAGCAACAAGUUUCUUAACUAUCUGAACAAGCAAUUUUUUCCUGUUUUUGACAAGCUUUGAGAAGAGCGAAAGUUGGACUUGCUGAAGGAUGUAGCAGAUUGUUCCCCCUAUGCAAACCCACAAGAUUCUCGUCAGCUUCUUUCACCCAUUGUUCAGCUUCUAAAGGUGUAUGUAGACAACUAUGAGUAAUCAAUCUACAUCUAUUCCUGCUUCUGCACCACCUAGAAGAAGAGGCCCUAACUCUUCCAGAAAUUUGAAAAAGAAGAAGGCAAAUGAACCAAUUUCAAUUCAAUUUGAUGAGUGCAAUAGGCCAAUUGGACCAUAUUCGAAGAAGUUUGUGUCUUAUAUUGGGAUUAUGGUUCGUUCUCAAGUAGAUAUCAACUUCAAGAAUUGGCGGAGUGUAAAGCAAACCAUUAAAGAUUCAAUCUGGGAAGAUGUGAAGAAAGAAUUUGCUAUUGAAGAUGUUUCAAAGAAGUCUGUGGUUUUGAAAAUUGCAUCAAAAAGAUGGAAAGAUUUCAAAAGUAGAUUGAUUCGUGAACAUUAUAACAAUAAGCACCCACUCUACGAAUCUCCUGCACAACUUUAUGAUUACUUGUCGGUUGAGCAAUGGGAGAAGUUUGUUGCAGGACGGCAGACUGAGGAGUUCAAGGAGAAAAGUCGGAAGGCAAAAGAAAGUCAAGCGUUAAAUGUGCAUCCACAUUUCUUAGGUUCUGCUGGAUAUGCAUCUAAACGACAAGAGUGGAUGAUAUCAGACCCCUUAUCUUCACAAUCUUCGUGUGCUACUAUUAGCUCUUCUUUGAUGUCCGAUGACCGAAGCUUUGAUUGGGUACGAGCAAGAACAAAAAAAGCAAAAGAUGGAAGUUAUUAUAUUCCAAACAAAAAAACACAAGAAGUAUUUCAGAAAAUUGUAGAAAAAUGUGAAGAAGUUAGUCAAGGGACUUUUCAACCGAAGAGACAUCAUGAUAUAUUGUCAGCAGCUAUUGGAAAGGAAGAUUAUUCGGGUUCUGCAAGAGGAGUUGGUGGAUACGCUACUAUCCAAGGAGUGUUUGGUAAACCAGAGCAUCAUAGAAGCACAUCGAGUGGAGUUGUCUCGGUUGAUGUUGUCAAAGAAAUGAUGGCGAAAUGCAGGCAAGAUGCAAGGCAAGAUGCAAUGACGGAGAUGGAAGAAAGGUGGCAACCCAAGAUUGAAGCUCUCAACCAACAACUCCAUUUUUUGAUGAAGAACAUGCCAUUAACACAUUUAAUUCCACAAGGUGUUUCGGAUGGAACUCCUCAAAGUGUCCCUGCGCCUUGUGAUAUACCUCAGACCUGGAGCAGUUGUCAUUCAGUUGAUCCAAUUGCCACAAUUCAGAGUGCGAAAAGGUGUAGACUUGCAGUAUGUUCUGGUGGGAUACCGAUUGAGGUUGCAACAGGUAUUGUUCACCCAAGAACAAAUGAGACCAUGGUGUAUCAUCAAUCACUAUUACCAAAUUGUGUCAAAGUUUUUGUUGAUGAUGUGGUUGAUGGUAGAGGAAAAUUUAAUAUUCCCGUGCCAACACAACUUUAUGCUACUGUAGAAGAUAUCAUUGGCAAUUUUGCACAGUGGCCUAUACAUUUAGUGAUUUUGAAUGAGGAAAAAAAGAGUUCACCAAACCAAAAUAAAAAUAUGGGAGAUCAAAGUGGUGAACUAUCUACUACUGGAGUGCGACCUCCCAUUGUUGGAGAUGAUGUCUUACAGCACUUAGGGGACAAUUGCAAGUACUUAGUCAGUUUGUUGACAUCAUUUCGACUUGAUAAAGACUGCAUAGAGUUGGAGUGUGAUGAAACAAUCUUCUGUCAUAGAAACACGCGUUUUAUUUUCGUGAUGGUGGAAGAUAUAAAGAAUUUGAUGAUGAUGACAAAUUGGCUUGACGUGUCAAUCAUACAAGUGUUUAUAUUAUUUCUUAAUCAGUUGUGUAAUCAGAAUCAAGUUACGUCGAUCGGGUUUGCGUGUCCAACGCAAAUUUCAAAGGAUAUGGCUAAAAGGAACGGUCCUGCUGUGGCGUCAUAUUUCAUUAAACUCAUGGAGCAGCAUAAUAAUAAACAAUUCAUUUUAGCACCAUAUCAUCAAGACAAUCAUUGGUUACUUCUGGUGAUUUGCUUACGCUCAAAAAGCGUAUAUGUGUUGGAUCCCAUGGCUUCUAAUCGCCGCACCAUUCAAGUUAAAGCUUCUCUGAAUAUGGCAUUUCGUUCUAUUCCUACUGGUGAUGGACGAGCGACUAAAAAUAUCAACUGGAAGACAUGCAAAUGUCCACAACAAGUGGGAGGUUAUGAGUGUGGAUAUUAUGUGAUGCGAUACAUGUUUGAUAUUGUGACAAAAUAUUCAACUGUUGAUAAAUUAGAUGAGGUAUUUGAAAGCAAUCCGUACUCUACCGAUGAAAUUGAUGAGAUUCGAGACUAUUGGGCAAAGUACUUCUUGGAAGAGUGCAUGUAAUUAACUUGUUUUUUUGCUAGUUGGUUAAUUAAAAGUUUUUAGGUAAUGCAUGUGUUAACUAUAUAUUAGGAUGGAUUGUGAGAGUAUUGUAUGUGUUGAAAGUAUUUGGAUGGAUUAUGAUAUAGUGUUAAAAUUGUAUUAUUGAUAAUAUUGUGUUAAAUUAGGUUGAUGGA
Ipomoea nil (Japanese morning glory) is the source of this 2978-nucleotide messenger RNA. RefSeq lists its product as uncharacterized. Gene Ontology annotation, molecular function: cysteine-type peptidase activity. The coding region runs from base 535 to 2805 and encodes 756 amino acids. The record is from RefSeq and is a predicted model, not a curated record. Gene Ontology annotation, biological process: proteolysis. Lineage: Eukaryota; Viridiplantae; Streptophyta; Magnoliopsida; Solanales; Convolvulaceae. The transcript is spliced from 16 exons.